GUGAGCUCUCUUUCGCUGCGGAGCGCGAGCGCGAGGCACGAUGGGCCGCCGACCCGCGCGAUGUUACAGAUACUGCAAGAACAAGCCGUAUCCCAAGUCACGGUUCUGCCGUGGUGUCCCAGACCCAAAGAUCCGGAUCUUUGACUUGGGCCGCAAGAAGGCCAAGGUGGACGAGUUUCCGCUCUGUGGCCACAUGGUGUCCGACGAGUACGAGCAGCUGUCGUCUGAAGCAUUGGAGGCGGCCCGUAUCUGUGCCAACAAGUACAUGGUGAAGACCUGCGGCAAGGAUGGCUUCCACAUUCGUAUGCGGCUGCAUCCCUUCCACGUCAUCCGCAUCAACAAGAUGUUGUCCUGCGCCGGAGCCGAUAGGCUUCAGACAGGCAUGCGGGGUGCGUUUGGGAAGCCCCAGGGCACUGUGGCCCGGGUAAACAUCGGCCAGGUCAUCAUGUCAGUGCGCACCAAGACACAGAAUAAGGAGCACGUCAUUGAGGCUCUGCGCAGGGCCAAGUUCAAGUUUCCAGGCCGGCAAAAGAUCCACAUCUCCAAGAAGUGGGGUUUCACAAAGUUCAACACAGAGGACUUUGACGGGAUGGUGGCAGAGAAGCGGCUGAUUCCUGACGGCUGUGGAGUCAAAUAUAUCCCCAACCGGGGUCCACUAACUGCCUGGAAGGCCCUGUAUGCGUGAGAGCAGAGCCUGCCCUUUCCACUGAAUAAACUGUUUGAUCCAC
This is a messenger RNA of Hypanus sabinus (Atlantic stingray), 728 nucleotides long. RefSeq names its product ribosomal protein L10 (gene rpl10). Gene Ontology annotation, cellular component: cytosolic large ribosomal subunit; ribosome. The coding region runs from base 41 to 685 and encodes 214 amino acids. The record is from RefSeq and is a predicted model, not a curated record. Gene Ontology annotation, biological process: ribosomal large subunit assembly; translation. Gene Ontology annotation, molecular function: structural constituent of ribosome. The transcript has 7 exons. NCBI's taxonomy places the organism in Eukaryota, Metazoa, Chordata, Chondrichthyes, Myliobatiformes, Dasyatidae.